AAAAAAAUGGAGGGCGGAUGAUAAAAUGGUGCGCGUGUAAUUCAUCCAUGUUAAUUUAGUCUCACAGACAACCGAGAACACAGUGAGUCAGCGGUACCAGCGUUUUUUAAACUUGAGAGCCUUUCUCUUUCUGUAAUGGCUUCAAAACCGACAUAUCGUUAAUAAUAACCGGCUGUUUUGAUCGAUAAACCAUCGGGCCGAACCUGAGGAAACAUGCAUCGUCUUAAACACUUAGUGAGUCGCUCGUCGCAUGUCCCCCUCCGGACGACAUCGCUUUCUAAACAUGGAUGGCAGCACGCCCGGUUUCAAACGCAGGGGCCUACGGAGCAAUACGGACUGAAGCGGUUCAGCACGGCAGAGGCCACCGUGGACGCUGGACAUCCCGUCACCAUGCGAGAGAAGACGCUGACCAUGGCGACCCUGAACCCGCAGGUGAAGGCGGUGGAGUACGCCGUGAGAGGACCUAUCGUUAUCAAGGCGGGUGAUAUCGAGAGGGGACUGCAAGAGGGAGUUAAGCAGCCUUUCACCGAGGUCAUCAAGGCCAACAUUGGUGAUGCCCAUGCCAUGGGUCAGCAGCCGAUCACCUUUGUUCGUCAGGUAGUGGCUCUGUGUUGUUUCCCAGAACUAAUGGACAGUCCAGCUUUCCCCGAUGAUGCCAAACAACGAGCCCAGCGCAUCCUCCAGGACUGUGGAGGACACAGCCUAGGCUCGUACAGUGCCAGCCAGGGGGUGGAGUGUGUCCGACGGGACAUUGCUGACUACAUCGCACAAAGAGACCAGGGUGUCCCUGCUGACUGGAACAACAUCUACCUCACCACAGGAGCCAGUGACGGCAUCAUGAGCAUCCUGAAGCUGCUAGUAUCAGGUCAAGGAAGAACGAGAACGGGCGUGAUGAUUCCCAUCCCUCAGUACCCCCUGUACUCUGCCGCCAUCUCCGAGUUGGAGGCAGUUCACAUUAACUACUACCUGGAUGAGGCCAAUUGCUGGGCACUGGAUAUUGAAGAACUACAGAGAGCUUACAUGACAGCUAAGCACCACUGUCAGCCUCGGGUGCUCUGCAUCAUCAACCCCGGAAACCCCACAGGUCAGGUGCAGAGUAAGAAGUGUAUAGAGGAGGUGCUCCACUUCGCCUAUGAGGAGAAUCUGUUUGUCAUGGCUGAUGAGGUGUACCAGGACAAUGUGUACUCACCAGACAGUCAGUUCCACUCCUUCAAGAAGGUCCUCUAUGAGAUGGGCCCUGAGUACUUCAGCAAUGUGGAGCUGGCCUCCUUCCACUCCACCUCCAAAGGCUACACUGGAGAGUGUGGUUUCCGUGGAGGCUACAUGGAGGUGUUGAACAUGGAUCCGCAAGUGAAGGCCCAGCUGGUCAAAUUGCUGUCUGUCCGUCUCUGCCCCCCUGUCUCUGGUCAGGCAGCGAUGGACGUUAUUGUAAAUCCCCCCCAAAGACAUGAGCCCUCCUAUGCUCAGUUUACCAAGGAGAAAAGGGCAGUCCUUGAUGCCCUGGCUCACAAAGCCAGGCUGACAGAGGAAAUUCUAAACUCGGUGCCUGGGAUGACGUGCAACCCAGUCCAAGGAGCCAUGUAUGCCUUUCCUCAGAUCUUCAUCCCACCACGAGCAAUACAGGAAGCACAGUCCCUUUCUAUGGCUCCUGACAUGCUGUACUGCCUCAAACUGCUGGAGGAAACUGGUAUCUGUGUGGUACCUGGAAGUGGAUUUGGCCAGAGGGAGGGAACCUAUCACUUCAGAAUGACCAUCCUUCCGAAUCCAGAGAAGCUGAAAGUCCUCCUGGAGAAGCUGAAGGAGUUCCACCUCAGAUUCCUUGAAGAGUAUUCACAACAGGAACCUCAGACCAACAGAAACACCCAAGAUCAACACAGAGAAAUGUCAAAGAAACCAGACUGAUCCCCUCCCCAGACUUAGGCAGAAUGUGCUAUUUAAAAUUAACAGCUUGUGUAAUGUUAAUAUUGCUUUGAGUUAUACUUGUAUUUAAGAAGGGUUUGUUACAUAAAUGUGUGCCUUUCUCGCAGAUGAUAUUUAAAAAGGCAAAGGAUCCUCCACCUGUUUACAGAUGAGGCCCUGAAUAAGAGAAAAGACUGUAUAACAACAUAUGAAGUGCACUGAUCCUCUUGUCCCAUAAAUAGUUAUUCAUGCUCUCA
Acanthopagrus latus (yellowfin seabream) is the source of this 2156-nucleotide messenger RNA. It is a transcript of the gene gpt2, whose product is annotated as glutamic pyruvate transaminase (alanine aminotransferase) 2. NCBI's taxonomy places the organism in Eukaryota, Metazoa, Chordata, Actinopteri, Spariformes, Sparidae. The record is from RefSeq and is a predicted model, not a curated record. The coding region runs from base 214 to 1902 and encodes 562 amino acids. Gene Ontology annotation, molecular function: pyridoxal phosphate binding; L-alanine:2-oxoglutarate transaminase activity. The transcript has 11 exons. Gene Ontology annotation, biological process: biosynthetic process.